Molecule: messenger RNA, 780 nt
Organism: Alexandromys fortis (reed vole)
Lineage: Eukaryota; Metazoa; Chordata; Mammalia; Rodentia; Cricetidae
Product: basic proline-rich protein-like
Exons: 3
Coding region: 1-780 (259 amino acids)
Source: RefSeq, a predicted model, not a curated record
AUGACAGGCCGAGUCCGGAGCCCCGGCUAUCUUCGGGGCCUACUCAGGAUGCGCAGUGUGUCCACCACGAGCAUCCCAGCAUCCGCUUGCGCUCAGCUGUGGCAGAUCCGCCAGGGCCUCCGCCUCCUCCUCCUCCUCCUCGAGGGCCUGGAAAACAGCAGGAAUCUCCCCGCCUGCCCGGCGUCCAGAGCACCCCCUCCCCCUCCCCGCAGGACCCAGGGCGGAGUCGCCCACCUGUCACCAGAACGUCCCACGUGGGUUGCCAAGGCAACCGCUCUGGCCAGAGCGAGGCGCAUUGACGUCAGUAGCCGAGCUCUGAUUGGCCGCGGUCGGCUCGUUUCCGGUGGAGCCGUCGCCGAGCCGCUAUCGCAGAGUGGACCUCGCCCCGUGCAAGUCUCGCCCGCGCCGCCGCCCGCCCGUCCGCAGGUGAGUGCGGGCCCGCGGGCUGCUCCGGGAGCCAGCGGCCGCGAUGCCCCGCCGCGCGUUCCUGGAGGCGCGGGAGCGAGCCAAGAUGGCGCCCCGGGGAGCGCGCUGCGGGGGGACGGCCGCACCCCCUGCGCCUCCGAGGCGGCCGCAGGCCUCGCAUUCCCGGGUCGCAUCUGCACCCCCUCCUCCUCACGGGGCCCUAGGCCACCCGUGUCCCCCACCGUCCCGCCCCCGGCCUUCGCGUCUCCGUCUCCCCAGCCCUGCGCGGCCUUCGGGCCUCCCUCGGCUCCCCGGCCGCCUCCGCCCCCGCGCGCCAGCGGCCUCCGCGCUCGUCCUCCCUCCCCCACUUCCUGA